Molecule: messenger RNA, 486 nt
Organism: Acaulospora colombiana
Lineage: Eukaryota; Fungi; Glomeromycota; Glomeromycetes; Diversisporales; Acaulosporaceae
Source: the annotation of a GenBank genome assembly
AUGAGGUUUUUUACCACACUCGCUUUUAUUGCAGCUGUUGCAUUUGUUGCUCUCGGUGUCGAAGCACAAUCAUCGACCCCUACUUCGUCAGCGGCACUUCCAUCAUUCACUUACAAUCUUGUUAACGAACCUCUUGGGGAUCGACAAAACCUCUGCAAUCAAAACAUUGCAUAUUGUCAGAACAACUGCGGUGGUAUUAAUGAAGCGCCAAAGAAUUUCUGUAAUGUUACCACUAUGGGCUGGGGAUGCUGCGGAACUCCUAAACAACCUCCGGCUUACUAUGAAGUUGACGAUGCCUCCACUACCCCUACUUAUGGACCAGCAUCAAAUAGUAGCAGUAGUACUUCGACUGUUGGAUCUACCUCCAGUAGUAGUACUUCUAGUCCAAACAAUAACAGUACGACGACACAAAGCAGUGCAAACGCUUUAUCAUAUUCAAUGAUUUAUCUAUUGAUUGUUGUAGCCGCUGGUAUGAUGACGCUUUAG